AUGUCCGUAACAAUUUGCAAAUUUUCUUCAACUCCUCCACGGAAAAAGACCCUCAGUGCUGUGGCGGAUGUGGUACAAAGAUGGGGAUUGGCUACCAACGGAAAUUGGGAACUGGGAAGAGCAUUCUUGGCAAAAAAAAACUCUUUGGGAAAGCGUGCUUGA
This is a messenger RNA of Paraglomus brasilianum, 162 nucleotides long. Lineage: Eukaryota; Fungi; Glomeromycota; Glomeromycetes; Paraglomerales; Paraglomeraceae. The record is from the annotation of a GenBank genome assembly.